AUGUUGAAGAUCCUCUUAGUCAAAUUGCAUUUAAAUGAGGACACUAAGGACAGUUCUCAUACCGAAAACAGUGAGAGUUUGAAAUCACAAAGAACUUGAAUGGGUUUGUUGAGUUAAAAUAAUGUUGUGAGUUAUGUUAUAACUGUAAUAUAUAUAUUUUAAACACCUGAUAUUCUCUACCACUGAAGUACCCUGUUUAUAUACUUUAAUGUCAAAUGAAAUCAAUUAGGUUAGGAAUACUCUAUAUCAUGUCUUCAUUUUGGCACUGUCUUAACAUUGUUCCGCUGAUUAAAACAAACGUGUCAUCAUUGUAAAUAAACUGCACAAUAUAAAUAUAAUAAGUCUGUAUUAUCCAUUUAUUUAUGAAAGCGCAAUAAUUAAUCCCUCAAAUGUGUACUUUCACUGGGGUAUUAGUGAGGUGUAUUAUCUCUCUGUUGUGGUAAAACAUUUGAUCCAGUAUCAGUACAAACACCCCUACACUCUGCUCUGCUUGGUGUGUAAACACUGACCUAUUUAGAAUAACUAUUGAGAUGCUUGAUAAUGAUCAGAUUCAUGUUGACUUGAUCAUAAAAUAGAAAAACAAUAAAAGAUGUGGAAAAUCAGAAUUCGGCUGUUUACACAGACAGCCCAAUUCUGAUAUUUUUCCCACUAAUUGGUCUUUUGACCAAUCACAUCAAAAAAAUCUCUGUAAACGCAGCCUCUAAAACAUCUGUAGCCUACUGUCAUUGUUAGGCCUACUACAUUAGGUUUCAGUUAGACCUACUGAUUAGUCUACCACACCAACAGGCCAAUCCGCACAGCACCAGACAAUUGUUAUCAGGUGUGGUUCAUCUAGACCCCACAGGUGCAUAUAAGCGUGCUUCAUAGGCUACAUGCUUUUAUAAACGUAACCACGGUUUGGCAUCUUAACACCAUCUAGAAGUAGCCGACCAUGCUUUCAGCUUGUUUGCAAAUUCUGGGCAUUUUACUCGGCAUGAUCGGAUGGUUUGGAGACAUUAACAUGUGCGCGCUUUCCAUGGAGAAAGUGACCGCGUUCAUUGGCAACAACAUUGUCACAGCACAGAUAAUGGAUAUGUGGCCCUGGUGGUCAUCUGGUCGCACUUAUAGCCAUCCUGCUGUCUAUCAUUGGGGGAAAAUGCACCAACUGCAUCGAGGACAAGAUGUCCACAGUCGCCAAACCAUCGGGAGGAUUUUCAUAGGCUGGGGGUACGCGGGACUCAUGCUUCUGGGUAGAGGGAUUUUCUGUAGCCAGUGUUCACCAAGCCAGGAUCGGGGACACUCCUCCAAAUACAACAUGGCAAGAUCUGUAAAAUCCUAUUCGGCAAGAGCAGCCUAUGUGUGAGCACAUGGCAAUAUUUGCUUUGAACAUUGACUAGCCUAACAAUGUUGCUUUGGGGCUUUUGAACUGACUUUUUUGUUUUAACUCCAAUAAUUUAAACACAUUUUCCAAUAAAGUUUUUAAAAUUCUACAAAUAUAUUUUAUUCCACAUUUUUAAUGAGUGAUUCCUUGCACAUUGCUGUCACAUUUUCAGCUGAAGCAAUAGUAUUGGGUGUGGAGUGGUUGGACUGUUGUACGAAAAAGGGCCUGUGUAGGAUGGGCUACUCCAUAGUCUGGACAUUUACUUUGAGGCAGUGUGGUAAUACUGUCCACAAAGUAGAUUAAACCAAAUGCCAAUAACUAUUUAAAUCUCCUCCAGGGUCCACUUAAUCAUUUAAUCCAUCUCACACAUGCUCCCUCCCUCCUUUACCCCUCCUUGUUAGGCUUGUCAAAGCCUGACAUAGAUAUUUCUAAAUACUGUAGUGGUUUGGUAGUCUUAUACGAGGCUGGUGGUUUGGGGUCUCCAUGUUUGAACCAUUUCCCCAACACAAUGUGUUCAAUGUAUCUUAAGCAUAAUCUAAAUGGCUCUUGUGGUUAGGUGAGGGUUUUUGGGAUGAAUAUAUGUUCCGAUGUGGUUAGGAAGUGUCACCAUUACCCUUUUCCCUAAGUUGCAAGUUGUUGACAGUUUAUUGUAACCUGCAGAUGAUGAAAUGCAAAAUGAUCAGACCACAGUGAGUCACUUGUGGAAACAAAUGACACAUUGACUAACUGGUAGUGGAAUGUCACUUUCAUAACAUGUCAUAUACAUACAUCUUUGAAAUAUAGUAUUUUCCAAUGUUGAUACACACGGUGUCGGUAAAACCAACUUUCUUAUUUGUAAAAUAAAUUGGCCUGCAUAUGUGUAUUUACAUUUUCAAAGUCACAAUGAAGGUCUGGAAUUUAGCAUUUUGGUAGAUGGGUCAUGCCUUCAUGGAAGUGCGAGUUUCAGUGUAGAUGGUAUCAGGUUGGAGGACGUGCAAUCCCAAUGAUUAUCACCACUCCUUCAGCUCUGUCUGUGUGUCACAAGUGUGACAGCAGUGUGACAGCCUGAGGAAACUGGUCUGUCAGGAACAACUCACCUGGUGGCAGGAAACCCCUCCUCCUGCACAUUCUUCCUCCUCAGCAGGCUCCAGUUGUUUCUGAUCGUCAAUCAGACAUACCACAUAGCUCCAGAGAUCUAGAACUAGGCAGCCAGACUUCUCUUUUUCCCACUCAAGACACAGCCUCUCGUCAUGGGGAGGAUCGGCAAGGAGGUGUCGGGCCAGGUGCUCAGCUUCCUCGGCUUCGUGGGGGUGGCAGUGACCACGGGUAUCCCCAUGUGGAGGGUGACCACUUACAUCGGUGCCAACAUCGUAACAGGGCAGAUCGUGUGGGACGGUCUGUGGAUGAACUGCGUGAUGCAGAGCACGGGACAGAUGCAGUGUAAGAUAAACGACUCAGUGAUGAGGCUAGCAACAGACCUUCAGGCAGCAAGGGCCAUGGUCAUCAUCUCCAUCAUCUUCAGCUUUGUUGGCCUGAUUGUCACCUUCAUCGGGGGCCAGUGCACCAGCUGCCUGAAGUCUGAUUCCUCCAAGAGUAAAGUGACGAUCCUUGGAGGCAUCCUGCUGCUCAUUAGUGGUCUUCUGGUCCUCAUCCCUGUCUGCUGGUCGGCGGCGUUCACCAUCUCAGACUUUAAUAACCCUCUGACCAUCGAGACCCAGAGGAGGGAACUCGGAGCCUCCAUCUACAUCGGCUGGGGCUCCACAGCUCUGCUCCUCAUCGGGGGUAUCACCCUCUGCACCUCCUGCCCACCCCAGAAGAUGUAUGGGUACCCAGGCUAUCCUCAAGGAGCGCCCAUGUACCCCUAUCCAGGCCAACCAAUGGUCCAGGCAGGGCCCUAUGGGAGAGUUUACACCCCAACCAGCAGACCCUACUCAGGGACAGGGUCGUAUGUACCAAACAAGCCGUAUGCAGCACCAAUAGCAUACACUGCACCUGGACGGCCUGGACAGUAUCUGUAACAAAGUGAAAUGGAAAGAGGGAAGGUCUCCCUGAAUAUUGACUGGUAUUCUCGAACUUGAUGUUUUCAAGCUUUUGUUUUGCUUAGCUUUGCACCACCAAAAUGUACUUAUAUCAUGUACUUUUGUCCACAUUGAUAUGUAGAUAUUGUUAUUGAUGAGAAUAACAUGCAAUUUUUAGACAUGAAAAUGAUUCAGUGUGAAUUAAAUUCAUUAUGUUUACAAGUGUUUGCACCUUCACACAAGAGGAAGAAUCUGUUCUUUCAAAUGUUGACAUAAAUGUAAAUCUUUAUGUCUUGACUACUAUACUAGUAUGCAAACAUUACAAGAAAUUGUUUGAUAAUGAGAAUGGAUGUAGCUUAAAUGGGCUCCCGAGUGGCGCAGCGUUCUAAGGCACUGCAUCUCAGUCCUUGAGGCGUCACCACAGAUCCCCCUGGUUCGAUUCCAGGCUGUAUCACAACCGGCCGUGAUUGGGAGUCCCAUAGGGCGGCGCACAAUUGGCCCAGCGUUGUCCGGGUUUGGCUGGUGUAGGCCGUCAUUGUAAAUAAAAAUUUGUUCUUAACUGACUUGCCUGGUUAAAUAAAAAAUAAAUGUUAAUUUUAGCAGCAACCUGUGUUCUUCUCCCAUUGUGCAACCGAUCCUGUUGUCUUGUAAAUAGCUGGCUGACCUAUGACUUGUGAUGUAUCUGUACACAAAAAAACAACACAUUUUUCUGUAAAUAUUUUGUGCCUAUUUUUUACAAAAAAGAAAUACACAUUUUAUGAUAUAGAAUAAUUUGUGGUCUUAAUGUGUCUUUGUGGAAAAGUUGGGAAACAACAACUGCAAUUUCAAAUGUUCAUGAACUGUGAGCAAUAAUCAUACCAAUAAUUAAAGCCUAUGCAUUUUCUAACUUUCUAUUCAUGUUUUAAAAGUUGUAUUUUUAAUUAAACUCUGCCUUAAAUCAUUAAUCUAAACGUCUAAGCCGUUGGGGGGCAGGGGGUACUAAGCUAACAUAUGGAAUUGUUUUAAGAUGGUCAUACCAUGGAUCAUUUAGCUAUUUCAUUUGGAAUUUUAGGACCCCUUCAGGUAUAAAAAUAAUAAUAUUUAUAAAUUAUUUGGAAAAAGAUUGAAUUUGGCCAUUACUACUGUAGCUCAUAGCAGCGCAUUGAAUAACACAUUCUAAAAUGGCAAAAUACAUGUAAAAAUAAAUCAUAAGGAAUAAGGUUUUGAAGUGUCUGUGCUAUAUCUAGGAGAUAUAAGAAAGAUCAGGAUAUAUAUACAUAUCUUUUUUUGUUUACACAAAACUACCUCCAUACUUCCAUUCAUUGUUAUGGGUUACCUUCAGUUGUGGGUCUAAUCCUGAAUGCUGAUUGGUUAAAACCACAUUCCAGCCGGUGUCUAUUCCACAAGUUGCCACCGGCUAAAUCUAUGACGUUAAAAUGCCUUUUACUCUGUUCCAUCUGACUGCGCAGUCCACUGUCUCAUCAGCCCAUCCAGGCAACUUAUAAACUUGAUUUCCACUAUAAAAAGCAUCUAGACAUUAUCUCACAUUUCUUUUAGACUAACAUUUAGUUUUCAACAACAGAGAUUUGUAUAAACCUUGCUGUCUGUCUCUCAGACAUUUGCAACGUUGUUUCAAUAUUGAAAUUCGAUCUCCUGCUGUCCCAUAGUAUUGAACGUGUCGGGAGUAGGGACGAGACAGACAUACAGGCAGGCAGCGUUUCUCAGCCAGUCGAAAACAUGAAUCAGCUGGCAUAAUUUUUAUGGAUAUAUACAAAAACGAAACACAGCUAAUUUGCGGAAGGCCGACAUAGGCGGAUGUGGCAGAUUGAGACACAGCCCAUGCAAAAAAAGAUAUCUCUAGCUUAAACUGACGGAUUUUGAUGGGGUGUGUCAAUAGACUCUUAAGGAUUUUAAGGGAUCAAUAUCUUUCAGUUACAUGAUGACGUUGUAUCUGUAAAUCUCAUUUUAUUUAGGAGAUAGCAUGGUUACUCAAACGCUACCUCAUAUCUCCUCUCUCCAAAUAUUCAAACAUCCCACUGGGCACACACUGGUUGAAUCUACGUCGUUUCCACGUCAUUUCACUAAAAUUACGUUCAUGAACCAACGUGGAAUAGACGUUGAAUUGAAGUCUGUGCUCAGUUGGGUAGUUUUCAGGGUCUAAACUGUAACUCAAAUAGGUUGUUAAAUUAGAUUACCAACAACUUUCUUUAAAAUCAAGGUCUCUUAGAUCUGUACUGAGCUUAAAGGCAAUGUUCUGUAAUGUGUUUAUUUCAUGUAUUGGUUUAUUAAAUGAAAGAAAUGGGUUCAGGAUCAAACCAAGAAAACAGAGACUGAAUAUAGGCCUAAAAUUACUUCUGGCUAUGACAAAUCUUGAUUACAGGAAACAAUAGUUGCAAUAAACAAUGUCAUCAUGAAAACGGGGAACAAAAUGAGUAGCUUCGAACUUCCGGCCAAGACUAAUGAGAAUUCAGGUGGCAUUGUUGACGGCUUAUCUCUCUACCCUGAAACCUGUGGGCAGACAGGCUUAACCACCCAGCCAACCGGCAUUCACUACAGAGGCGUUGUGUGAAUGGACCAAUUACUAUCUCUUCUUCAUAGGUCUUGUUUUUGUUAGCAUGUCUUCGAUACCGGUCGUCAUCCACACAUACCGACAGGGGAGGUGAAAGAAUCUGGUCCGGCUUGAAAAUUACCUUGUCAGCUGGUUUCAGGUCAGGGGGAAGGCAGUUAACUCCACCCUUUCAGGAGCAGAGAGAUCCAUAUAACGUCAGGGGACGUGACUUAAUCAUUCGUUAACAACGAUUACAACCAAGUUGAGCUGACCUGCAUUUACUCUCCUCUACAACCUCUGCCUGAGCUUCAUUGAUUUUACAACAAAAGACAAGAAGGCUUCAAAAUGGUGUCGAUGGGAAGACAGAUGCUGGGCUUCGCCCUGGCUAUCAUCGGGUUCCUGGGGACCAUCAUUGUGUGUGCCCUGCCUAUGUGGAAAGUCACAGCCUUCAUCGGAGCCAACAUUGUGACUGCUCAGGUCAUCUGGGAGGGCCUGUGGAUGAACUGUGUGACCCAGAGCACGGGACAGAUGCAGUGCAAGAUCUACGACUCCCUCCUGGCCUUACCCCAGGACCUGCAGGCCGCCAGAGCUCUGAGCGUCAUCGCUAUCAUCGCGUCAUGCUUCGGCAUCCUCCUGGGAAUUGCUGGAGGAAAGUGCACCAACUUUGUGGAGGAUGAGGCUUCCAAAGCCAAAGUAGCCAUUGCUAGCGGGAUCAUCUUCAUCGUGGCUGGUGUCCUCAUCCUCGUCCCUGUCUGCUGGUCCGCUAACACCAUCAUCAGGGAUUUUUACAACCCUCUGCUGGUCGAGGCCCAGAGGAGAGAGCUGGGGGCCUCACUGUACAUCGGCUGGGGCACCGCAGGGCUCCUGAUCCUGGGAGGGGGGCUCCUCUGCAGCUCCUGCCCACCCAAGGAGGAGCGUGACGAUUACCCAGUGAAGUACUCACAGGCAAGGUCCACAGCUACCAGCAGAGCUUACGUUUGA
Messenger RNA from Coregonus sp. 'balchen', 6865 nucleotides. The record is from the annotation of a GenBank genome assembly. NCBI's taxonomy places the organism in Eukaryota, Metazoa, Chordata, Actinopteri, Salmoniformes, Salmonidae.